Molecule: messenger RNA, 6035 nt
Organism: Frankliniella occidentalis (western flower thrips)
Lineage: Eukaryota; Metazoa; Arthropoda; Insecta; Thysanoptera; Thripidae
Gene: Uggt
Product: UDP-glucose:glycoprotein glucosyltransferase
Exons: 15
Coding region: 163-4842 (1559 amino acids)
Cellular component (GO): endoplasmic reticulum
Molecular function (GO): UDP-glucose:glycoprotein glucosyltransferase activity
Source: RefSeq, a predicted model, not a curated record
UGGAGACAGUUGUGAAAGCUGUGAAGGUAAACCUAACUCUAUUCGUAUACACGUUCAAGUUUCCAGCCCUGUUGAAAAUAAACCAAUCCACGCUAGAGAGAGAAGGAAAAACUUUAGUCGGUGGCAAUGAUUGUUUAGGUCAAUUUUAAAGCAAUUUUAAAGAUGACUGUUAAAUUAUGGGCUGUGGUCGCUAUAGCGGCCCUCAUGCCUCAUGUCUUAUACUGUGCAUCUCCAGGCAAAAAAACAAAGUCUGUCACAACUUUGAUUAACUCCAAGUGGGAGGCUACUCCAUUCACCCUUGAGAUUGCUGAAUACUUAGCCGAAGAAAAUAAAGACAGUUUGUGGAACUUUAUUGACGAAGUUAGCGCUCUCUCUCCACCAUUAGUUGAUUUAGGAACUGAUCAACAAAUUUAUGAAAAGGCACUUGCUGUAGGAAGCCGAUUUAUAUCUAGUUCUCAAUCUCAGCUUCUGAAGCUUGCUUUGUCUCUUCAUAUUUAUGCUCCAAAAAUUGAAAUGUAUUCUCAAAUGGCUAAAGAGCAUGGUGUUGUAGACAAGGGUUGUCCCUGUGCCGUUCUGUUAAAUGGGAGACUCAUAUGUCAUCCUUCACAGCUGGAAGAGAGCAUUGCCAACGAAUUGGAGUCUACAAACAAGGUACCCAGUGAAUCAUUUAGAGUGGAUCAUCAUUAUCCUGGAUCAGAAAACCGUAGUUUGGUUGCAGUCUUAUAUGGUGAGAUCGGCACAUACGAAUUCGCCCAGUUUCAUAAAGUUCUCAAAACGCAAGCUUCAGAAGGAAAACUUGGAUAUAUCCUGCGGCACUAUGUCAAGGAGAGGCCCAACCGCAAACUAAGACUGUCAGGCUAUGGCGUUGAACUUCAAAUGAAAUCUACUGAGUACAAGGCCCAAGAUGAUACAGAAGUGAAAGGAGGUGCAGAAGGUGAUGGUUCUCAGGAGGAAAAAGAAGAUGAAGAAAUAGAGGGAUUUAAUUUUAAUGUUUUAAAAUCUUUGUACCCUGAUAAAAUUGAGAACCUAGACAAGUUUAGGCAGGGACUAAUUGAAUCAAGUAAUGAAAUGGCCCCCCUCAAAGCUUGGCAGUUUCAAGAGCUGAGCUUGCAAGCCGCUGAAAGGAUCAUGAGCUCAUCAAAAGAUGAAGCUCUUCAUGUUCUAACUCACAUUGCUCAAAAUUUUCCUCUUCAGGCACGCACACUUGUUAGAACUGUUGUCAAUCCAGAACUCAAAAAAGAAAUGAAACAAAAUCAAGAUCUUUUCUCCACAUCUCUAAAUCUUCAACCUCAAGAUACUGCAAUAUUUGUAAAUGGAAUGUUCUUUGAUCUGGAUGUUGUUGAUGUCAUUUCUCUCCUUGAAAUUAUUCGACAGGAGCAACGUCUCAUGCAGGGUCUUCAUACUAUAGGGGUGUCUGAUAAGAAAAUGAAUGCUCUAAUGUCCUUGGAUCUCUCCUCUGGACUUGGAGGUAACACAGAGUAUGGCAUUGACAUUCGUGACUCAGCUGUAUUUUGGGUUAAUGACAUAGAAAAUGACAAAGCCUACAAACGAUGGCCAUCACCACUUAGAGAUCUGUUGAGACCAACAUUCCCGGGAAUGCUACGAAGCAUCCGGAGAAAUCUCUUCAAUUUAGUUAUUAUUGCUGAUCCAUCCAAGUUGAAUUCAUUCUCAAUUUUGAAGUUAGCUGAAUCUUUUAUUCACCAUCAAUCUCCUUUGCAUAUUGGAAUAGUACUUGCUACUUCUCCAGAUUCAAAACAAACCGGUCUUACAGAUGCUAGUGUUGCUCUUCUGAAUGGAUACAACUAUGCUGUUGAAAACGGGUCUCCAAGUGAUGGGCUUAGUUUCCUUACUGAUGUUUAUGCUGCAAUCAAAACUGAAAAUAGAGAUGUGAAGGUGGAAGAUGUUCACAAAAAAUUGAAAUCAAAGUACAAGGGCGUUGACCUAGAAGAUGUAUUCGGUGCUGACUCAGAUUACAACACUGGACGAAAGUUGGCUAGGGAAUUUGUUGAGCGAAGUGGGUUCCGUAAUCUACCUCAGGCUCUGAUGAAUGGAAUUCCUUUAUCAGAUAAAAUGCUUACUGCAGAUGAAUUUGAAGAGGCUGUACUCAGCGAAAUAAUGUCUCAGACACCCAUCUAUCAGAAAGCUGUUUACAAAGGUGAACUUCGUGAUAGCGAUAAUGUAAUUGACUUUAUUAUGGAGAGACCAAAUAUAAUGCCGAGGUUGAAUGAAAGAAUUCUAAACUCCGAAAAUAAUCGUCAAAUUGAUUUAAUGAGAACUGUGACUAGCGUGGAAGAGUCAAUAUCUCCUCCUGUCUUUUCAUUAUUGGGAUCAUCUGAUCAGUCUGCACUUAUGGUUUCUACUAUGCGUUACUUCUCCCCUCGUAAACAGAGUAAAACCUAUUUCCUCACUAACUGGAUUGUAGCUGAUCUAACAAGCUCUUGUGCUAAAGGUAGAAAUCUGCUCCAGUCUGCCUUGAAACAGAUGAAGAGUAGUGGUGCUGUGAGAGUUGGACUGAUUGUUAAUCCAAUCGAAGGAAAGAGUAAUGAUCUUCUUAAUCGCAUUGCUCUAGCUGCAUUAAAGGUGUUGUCCCCUGAUGAAGCCACGACAUUCAUGUUGAAACUUUUGGAUAGUAAGGAAGUAAUUCAACAGUUAUUAGCAGGUGAAAAGAAGCUCUCUGCCCUUGGUUUAACUGGUAUUAAUGUAGCAGCUGUUGAAACAGCGGCCGAUACUAAACCAAUCAAAGAUAAUAUCAAGAGGCACAUAAUGUAUGUGGAGCGGACAUUGGGACUGAACAGUGGGGACACAGCAGUUGUUAGCAACGGACGUGUAUUAGGUCCUUUAGAAACUACUGAAACAUUCACCGUUGAUGAUUUUUCUCUAUUGGAAAGGCACAGUUUUUCUACUCAUAUUGAGAAGAUUAAAAGUGCCCUCCAGCCCUCUCCAUCUGCCUCAUUCUUUGAUGAAGAUGAUAUUGAAGAUACAACGGAACUCACCAGUGAUGUUGCUUUGAGAAUAGUCAGCCUUCUCGUCUCUCAUCCUCAAACAAGGUCACGCUUUGAGAUUCCAACAUUUACCACUGAUCACAGUGUCAUUAAUAUCCCAGCCUCAAGGCCAAAAGAACCAGCCAUUCGUAUUGAUGUCAUUGUGGAUCCAGUAUCCCGUGGAGCCCAGCGAAUUGGACCAAUCCUUACUACUUUCCAGACUGCUUUAAAUUGUCACAUUAGAGUGUUUUUAAAUUCAGUUGAAAAGAACAGCGACAUGCCUUUGAAGAGCUUCUAUCGAUUUGUUUUGGAACCUGAACUUCAAUUUACCCCUGAAGGACAACUAACUGCAGGCCCCAUAGCACGCUUCACAAAUCUUCCUGAAGCUCCACUCCUCACUCAAAAUUUGCAAGUUCCCGAAAAUUGGCUUGUUGAGUCUGUUGCAAGUCCUUAUGAUCUUGACAAUAUAAGACUUGAGGAUGUUGUUGGAAAUGUUCACAGUGAAUAUGAAUUGGAGUACUUACUACUGGAAGGUCAUUGCUUUGAAGCCAUGACUGGCAAUCCUCCUAGGGGAUUACAGAUUACUCUAGGAACAGAGAAAGAGCCUGUGAAAGUCGAUACAAUUGUCAUGGCAAAUUUGGGAUACUUUCAGUUAAAGGCUAACCCUGGAGCCUGGGUAUUACGAUUACGACAAGGACGCUCUGCUGAUCUGUUUGAUAUUGUCAGUCAUGAUGGAUCUGAUACACCACCAAAUUCUACUGAUAUCAAAGUAGUUAUCAGCUCUUUCCGGAGUCAUGUUCUUAAACUGCGUGUUCAAAAGAAACCUGACAAGAUGAAUAUUGACUUAUUGUCAGAGGAUGACGAUGCCAAUAAUCCUGGCAUUUGGAACUCAAUCACUAGUACUUUUGGCAGUAACCCCAAACAAGGAGAAGAAGAACCUGAAGAAAAACUUAACAUAUUUUCCGUUGCUUCAGGCCACUUAUAUGAACGCUUUCUUCGUAUUAUGAUGCUUAGUGUGUUGAAACAGACCAAAACUCCAGUCAAGUUUUGGUUCCUCAAGAACUAUCUUUCUCCUACUUUUAAGGACUUCUUACCUCACAUGGCUCGUGAAUUUGGCUUUGAAUAUGAGUUAGUUCAGUAUAAAUGGCCACGCUGGUUGCAUCAGCAAACUGAAAAACAAAGAAUUAUUUGGGGUUACAAGAUUUUGUUCCUUGAUGUCCUUUUCCCUCUUGAUGUGAAGAAAUUCAUCUUUGUUGAUGCAGAUCAGGUUGUACGGGCUGAUUUGAAAGAACUUCAUGAUCUUGAUUUGGGCGGUGCUCCAUAUGGUUACACACCAUUCUGUGAGAGCCGGAAGGAAAUGGAUGGGUUUAGGUUCUGGAAACAAGGAUACUGGCGAAGUCAUUUGCAGGGGCGCCGGUACCACAUUAGUGCCCUGUAUGUUGUUGACCUAAAACGGUUCCGUCGCAUAGCAGCAGGAGAUCGUUUGAGAGGACAGUAUCAAGCUCUCAGUCAGGAUCCCAACAGUUUAUCAAAUUUAGAUCAGGAUCUUCCAAACAACAUGAUCCACCAGGUAUCUAUCAAGUCACUUCCACAAGAAUGGCUGUGGUGUGAAACAUGGUGUGAUGAUGCUUCCAAGCAAAAUGCUAAAACUAUUGAUUUGUGCAACAAUCCCCUCACCAAAGAGGCCAAACUUACUGCAGCCAUGAGAAUUCUACCUGAAUGGAAAGGCUAUGAUGAACAAAUUAAAAAACUUCAACAGAAAGUUGAAAGUGAAGCCUUAGACGCCCAUUCAGAAUUCCACCAUAGUCAACCUAGCAAAUUGUCAAAUAAUGGUCAUCUAGAAAAACACACUGAAUUAUGAUGGAAUUUAAGCAGCUAAGACUAGGAACUCUUCACACCUGAUUUAUCACCAAGAAAUAUUUUGCCCAUGAAUUGUAGGUACGAAACUUGAUAAAAUGUUAGCUAGAGAUGUGGCAACACUCUAGUCAUCUCACAUUGAUUCAAGCUUUAUAAAAAAAGAAAACUGAAACUGCUACUUUGUCUUGUCUGAAUAAUAAAAUCUACAAAAAUUCUUGCUAAUGGAAGAACUAUACAUAUUUCUCAUCUUUUCGGAUGGAAGUUACUUAUUCUUAGACCAAUCUGCAAACCGAAAUGUUAAUUUUACUUUACCUGUCAUAUUUAGUUUAGAGACUUUUGUUUCACCUUGCUUUUGUUGUUCCUGUAUAUUGACUUUUAUCUCAAGAAUUUUGACUAUCAAACACUUCUAUAAACAUCUAUGGUGUGUGCCAUUUUGUCAUCUUGUUGAAGUAGGAAACUCGUGAUAUUAGCUCUGUUCUGUCUUUAUUACUGUCUAAAUCAGACAAUUAGUUACGUACUUUUAAAAAAAACUUUUUUUGUCUCUUAAAAUUUCUAGAUAGUUUACAUAAUGUAAAUAGAAAUGCAACUGUAAACUUAUUGUUUUCACCAUGUUUUGCUUCUCAUCUUUUAUUUAAGGCUCAUUCUUGUUGCUCAUCAGGUGUGUGUGUGUGUGUGCUGCGGGAAUUUUAUCUUACAGUGAAAAAUGAAAUUUAUUAACAGUUUGUGUAGUCUAGGUAAUUAGAACCAAUCAUCCGUAUGGUAAGUUUGCUACAACUCUAUUAGUCAGAGUUUUUUUUUUCUUUUUACUUAUAAAUCCCUUACUUCCUCUGCCUUUUGAGUUUGAGUUUUCUUUUAAUUUGCACUUUAUUCUGAGUACUGUGCGCCCACUGUUUAUAUGGUUCUGUAAAUGUCUCUUAUCUUACAAAAUCUCCAAAUUACAUUUAAUUGUAAUUUAUUUUCUUAUCUGCAGAAUAUUUUGAUUGUGAUGCACGUAAUUUUACCUGUGCCUGAUGAUUUGUGAUACAAUAUAUGUUACAACUAGUUUGAUUGUUCAUGGUAAUACACUGUUGAGGAUUUUAAGGCUCAGACUUAAGAUGAUUGAUUAUUCCAACUCAUGACUGAUGUGAUGAUGUGAGAAAGUAUUUCUAUUGUGAUUUUACUGAUAAAUAAAAGGCGAAAGAAUCGUAGUUUUCUGAA